Molecule: messenger RNA, 6023 nt
Organism: Haliotis rubra (blacklip abalone)
Lineage: Eukaryota; Metazoa; Mollusca; Gastropoda; Lepetellida; Haliotidae
Product: myosin heavy chain, striated muscle-like
Cellular component (GO): myosin complex
Molecular function (GO): actin filament binding; cytoskeletal motor activity; ATP binding
Source: RefSeq, a predicted model, not a curated record
AUGGCUUCCUACGAUCCUACCGAUCCUGAGAUGCAGUAUCUUGCUGUGGACCGCAAGAAGUUGCUGAAGGAGCAAAAGCAGUCCUUUGAUGCCAAGAAAUCUUGCUGGGCGCCUGAUGCUGAACAAGGUUUCCGUGCUGCAGAACUGAAGAGCACAAAGGGCGAAGAAGUCACUCUCCUCAUCCUUGAGACGAAUGAGACUAAGACGUUCAAAAAGGAUGAAGUUCAGUCGAUGAAUCCUCCCAAGUUCGAGAAGAUCGAAGAUAUCGCCAACAUGACCUACUUGAACGAAGCAGCCGUCUUGUACAACCUGAGGUCCAGAUACACCUCUGGCUUGAUCUAUACCUAUUCCGGGUUGUUCUGUAUCGCCAUCAACCCCUACCGCCGUCUCCCCAUCUACACCCCGUCCAUUGUGGCCAAGUACAGAGGCAAGAGGAAGACCGAGAUGCCACCUCAUUUGUUCUCCAUCUCUGACAACGCCUACCAGUUCAUGGUGCAAGAUCGCGAGAACCAGUCUAUGCUGAUCACAGGUGAGUCUGGCGCCGGAAAGACUGAGAACACCAAGAAAGUCAUCGCCUACUUCGCCUUUGUCGCCGCCGCGUCUAAAGGAGAAGGGGAACAGGAGGAAAAGAAGGGGUCCCUCGAGGAUCAAAUCGUGCAGGCCAAUCCAGUUCUUGAGGCGUAUGGCAACGCAAAAACAUCCCGAAACAACAACUCCUCCAGAUUCGGAAAGUUUGUGAGGAUCCACUUCGCCACGUCCGGCAAAAUUGCAGGAGCUGACAUUGAAACAUACCUAUUGGAGAAGUCCCGUGUCACCUAUCAACAAUCUGUGGAGAGAAAUUACCACAUUUUCUACCAGAUGCUAUCAAAUGCUGUUCCAUCUGUACUAGAUACUAUCGUUGCCAAAACUGAUGCUGGUCUGUACACCUUCAUCAACCAGGGUGUCCUUACAGUCAACGGCAUUGACGACAAGGAGGAGAUGAAGAUGACUGAUGAAGCCUUUGAUGUCCUGGGAUUCACUGCUGAGGAGAAAACCAGUGCCUACAAAUGCACUGGCUCUAUCCUACACAUGGGUGAGAUGGCGUUUAAGCAGAAGGGUGAACAGGCUGAGCCUGAUGGAACUGCUGAAGCUGAGAAGGUUUCCUUCCUGUUGGGUGUCAACUGUGGUGACUUCCUGAAGGCUCUGUGUAAACCCAAGAUCAAGGUGGCCAUGGAUUACGUCACCCAAGGACGAACCAAGGAUCAGGUUCUCUAUUCUGUUGGUGCUUUGUCCAAGUCCCUCUAUGAUCGUGUGUUCAACUGGCUGGUUAAGAGGGUCAAUCACUCUCUGGACACCAAGAAACCGAGACAAUUCUUCAUUGGUGUGCUGGAUAUUGCAGGAUUCGAAAUCUUUGAUUUCAACAGCUUUGAACAGCUGUGCAUCAAUUACACCAACGAACGCCUUCAGCAGUUCUUCAACCACCACAUGUUUGUGCUGGAACAGGAGGAAUAUAAGAAAGAAGGUAUCCAGUGGGAGUUCAUCGACUUUGGAAUGGACUUGCAGGCCUGCAUUGAGCUCAUUGAAAAGCCGUUAGGUAUCCUGUCCAUCCUGGAAGAGGAGUGUAUGUUCCCCAAAGCAUCUGACAAGACCUUCAAGGACAAACUGACUCAGAACCACAUGGGCAAAUCUCCAAACUUCCUUAAGCCAAACAAGUCUAUGAAAGGAGGUCAACACGGAGACUUCGCCUUGAAGCACUACGCCGGAACAGUCCCCUACAACAUCGGCGGGUGGUUGGAGAAGAACAAGGACCCUGUCAACGAAACCAUUGUGGAUCUCCUGAAACAAUCCAAGGAACCACUCGUCCAACUACUCUUCACUCCAGCUGAAGGAGAUGCUGCAGCCGCUUCAGGGGGUAGCAAGAAGAAGAAGAAGAGCUCUGCCUUCCAGACCAUCUCAGCCACUCACAGGGAAUCCUUGAACAAGCUCAUGAAAAAUUUGUACACAACUCAUCCUCACUUUGUGCGUUGUAUCAUCCCCAACGAAACCAAGACACCCGGCCUGAUUGAUGCCGCUCUCGUGCUCCACCAGCUCCAAUGUAACGGUGUACUUGAGGGUAUCCGUAUCUGCAGGAAGGGCUUCCCGAGCAGAGUCGUGUACUCAGAAUUCAAACAGAGGUAUUCUAUCCUUGCCCCAAAUGCAAUUCCUCAAGGUUUUGUGGAAGGUAAAGUAGUCUCUGGAAAGAUUCUUGAGGAGCUGAAGAUGAACCCAGACGAUUAUCGUCUCGGUAAUACCAAAGUGUUUUUCAAAGCGGGUGUCCUUGGUUACCUUGAGGAACUCCGUGACGAGCGACUGUCCACAAUCGUGGCUCUGUUCCAGGCUCACAUCCGUGGAUACUUGAUGAGGAAAUACCUGAAGAAUCUACAUGACAAAAGAGUUGCCCUGGAAAUGAUACAGAAGAACAUCCGCAAGUGGCUGGCCAUGAGGAACUGGUGUUGGUGGAGAUUCUACACCAAGGUCAAGCCUCUUCUUAGUAUUGCUGCUGCUGAGGAUGAAAUGAAACAGAAGGAGGAAGCACUGGUCAAAACAAAAGAAGAGCUUGAGAAGAUCACAUCCAGGUCAAAGGAACUCGAGGAACAGAAUGUAACCUUGAUGCAGGCAAAAAAUGAUUUGUUCCUAGAGGUCCAGACCAAACAAGACACUAUCGAUGACUGUGAAGAAAGAGUUGAGCAACUGCUGAGGCAGAAAAGUGACUUUGAAGCUCAGUUGAAGGAACUGGAGGAGCGUCUUCUGGAUGAGGAAGAUGUAAAUUCUGCUGCAGUUGAGAAGAGGAGACAAAUUGAAACUGAAAACAAUGAGCUGAAGAAAGAUAUUGAAGAACUUGAGAGCUGUCUUGAAAAGUCGGAACAAGAAACUAAAACCAAAGAAAACCAAAUCAGGACACUAGAAGAAGAGAUUGCCCAGAAAGACGAAGCCUUGGCCAAACUGACAAAGAACAAAAAGGACAUUGAAACUCAAAACCAGAAGACCUCUGAUGCUCUUCAAGCCGAAGAAGACAAGGUGAAUCACUUGACUAAACUGAAAAAUAAACUGGAGCACUCGCUGGAUGAUAUGGAGGUGACACUCCAACGUGAGAAGAAGAUGCGAGGAGAUGUUGAAAAGGUCAAGAGAAAGUUAGAACAGGAUCUGAAGAUAUCACAAGAAGCUGUUGAAGAACUUGAGCGCAUCAAAAGAGAAAUGGAGGAAACUGUCAAAAGGAAAGACAAAGACAUAUCCUCGCUUAAUACCCAAGUAGAGGAAGAACAAGGUCUUGUUGCUAAACUCCAAAGGAAAGUCAAAGAUCUUCAGGAUCACAUUGAAGAACUUGAAGAAGAAUUUGAAGCUGAGAGACAGUCUAGAAACAAGGUUGAAAAGCAGAAAAUAGAACUUGAACGUGAAUUGGAGGAACUGUCUGAACGUCUUGAUGAAGCUGGAGGUGCUACUGCUGCCCAGGUCGAGUUAAAUAAGAGGCGGGAACAGGAACUCAUGAAGCUUCGUCGCGACUUGGAAGAGAAUACUUUGAACCACGAGUCACAGGCUACCGUCCUUCGUAAGAAGCACCAGGAUGCUUUCAACGAGCUCAAUGACCAGCUGGACCAAAUAGUAAAACACAAAAUCAAACUUGAAAAGGAGAAGCAGACAAUGAAGGAAGAGACUGAUGAACUCCAAGCUCAGCUGGAACAUGUGAAAAAGAAUAGAGGCUGUUCUGAAAAGAUGACCAAACAAAUGGAAAGCCAGAUCAGCGAGUUGAAUGUGAGAAUAGAGGAAGGAUCUCGACAGAUCACAGAGUUGCAGUCCUCCAAAAUGAAACUGCAGACAGAGUGCAGUGACCUUACCCGUCAGCUUGAGGAGGUUGAACAUAACAUUAGUCACGUGACUAAAGAAAAAUCCACUUUGUCCAGUAACCUGGAAGAAGCCAAAAACAGUCUUGAAGAGGAAACAAGGAUGCGCAUGAAGCUCCAAACUGAAGCACGCAACCUUAAUGCUGACAUGGAGAACGUCCAUGAUCAGUUGGAGGAAGAGCAGGAGAAGACAGCUACUCUUCAACGUCAACUUGCAAAGGCCAACAAUGAAGUUCAGCAGUGGAAGUCUAAGUAUGAGACUGAAGGCAUCACAAGAAUGGACGAAUUAGAAGAGUCAAGGCGCCGUCUCCAGGCUAAACUAACUGAAGCAGAGCAGAACAUGGAAUCAGCCUACAGCAAGUGUAAUUCUCUGGAGAAGGUGAAGUGUAGACUGCAAGGAGAGUUGGAGGACCUCAUGGUCGAUGUUGAGAGGGCCAACUCAACGUGCACCGCUAUGGACAAGAAGCAGAGGAUGUUUGAUAAGACUGUUCAAGAAUGGCAGACGAAGGUUACCUUCCUUCAGACUGAACUUGAGGGAUGUCAAAAGGAGACACGUUCCUACUCGACUGAAAUAUUCCGCCUCAAGGGCCAGGCUGAGGAAUAUCAGAGUCAAAUUGAGGCUUUAACAAGGGAGAACAAGAACCUGUCUGAAGAAAUCCAUGACCUCACUGGCCAGUUGAGUGAUGGCGGCCGCGGCGUUCAUGACAUUGAGAAGGCCUGCAAACGUCUCCAGAUAGAGAAGGAGGAACUCCAGACUGCACUUGAGGAGGCCGAGUCAUCUCUGGAACAGGAGGAGGCGAAGGUGGCGAAGAUAACCAUGGAGCUUGCUCACGUCAGAGCUGACAUUGACAGACGUGUUGCAGAGAAAGACGAAGACUUUGAAAACACUCGGCGCAAUCACCAAAGAGCCCUCGAGUCCCUACAGGCCAGCCUAGAGGCGGAAACUAAAGGAAAGGCGGAAGCAAUAAAGAAUAAGAAGAAGUUGGAGCAGGAUAUCAACGAGCUUGAGAUAUCCCUGGAUGCUGCGGGGCGAGCAAGAGCAGAAGCUGAGAAAAUUUCGAAGAAAUGCCAAGUUGAAAUAAAGGAGCUGUGCAUCAGGGUUGACGACUUCCAGAGGUCACACGAAGAGUCACGUGAAGCCUACCAGACUCUUGAGCGACGCUGUAACAUGCUGAAGGGUGAGAAUGAGGAGAUGCGUACGUCCCUCGAAUCAUCUGAACGCGCCCGUAAGGCCGCUGAAGUCGAGCUGAACGACGCCUCAGAUCGUGUGAAUGAGCUUACUGUCCAGAUGACUUCCAUCUCCAGCCAGAAGAGGAAGUUUGAUAGCGAAAUCACCUCUAUGAUGUCUGACUUAGAUGACAUGAACAAUCAACUCAAGACAUCUGAAGAUAAUUGUAAGCAUGCUGUUGCUGAUUGCACUCGCCUGUCUGAUGAGCUUCGCAUCGAGCAGGACCACAGUAGACAGCUGGAGAAGGCCAAGAAACACUUUGAGGGUCAAGUGAAAGAGCUUCAGAUGAGAAUUGAUGAUGCCGAGGCCAUGGGACUCAAGGGAGGAAGGAAGAUGAUACAGAAACUCGAACAGAAGAUUCGUGAACUUGAGACUGAACUUGAGAACGAGCAGCAACGCCAUGCUGAGAACCAGAAGAAUUCUCGUCUUGCUGAUCGUCGUCUGAAAGAGAUUGCCUUCCAGGCAGAUGAGGACAGGAAGACCCAGGAGAGACUCCAAGAGACUGUGGACAAGCUGAAUGCUAAAUUGAAGACAUACAAAAUGCAGAUUGAGGAAGCGGAGGAAAUUGCAGCCAUGAAUCUGGGCAAGUUUCGCAAGGUACAGCAAGAGCUGGAGGAUGCUGAGGAGAGAGCCGACGUCGCUGAAGGAACUCUGCAGAAACUUAGAGCCAAGAACCGAAGCUCUGUUUCAAUGGCUCGCAACUGAAUAAAACUUUGAACACGACAGGCAUUGGGACGCCUAAUAGCUCUGAGAUUCUUGAUACAUGCAACAGCUGGAACAUUUCGCAGAUAUGGCGAUAUAUAAUACCAACACUGAAAAUAUUGCUCGUUUCACAAUUCUGUAUUCUGUCGCAGAUGCAUUACAGGUGCCAUAACUGUAUUCUGCCAUGUACAUAAUAUUUAAUUCAAUAUUUAUGUAACAUUCAUUGUGCAAGAAGA